ACCCCCCACUCCUGUUCCUUCAUCGGUAACAGUAACACCCAGUCGUAUUACUUUGCAGGCGCCUCUCUCUCUCUCUCUCUCUCUCUACAUAUAUGUAUAUCUGUGUGUAUGUAUAUAUAUAAUAUGAUCAUGACAGAUAUAUAGAGCAUUUCCUUCCUGUAUCCAGUUUCUUUCAAACCAACGAACUACAAGUCAUGUUGGAGGGUAAUUCGGAGGUUCCAGGUUGGCUAACGGCGCUGUUGACGGAGAAGUUUUUCAACGCGUGCAUAAUUCACGAGGAGGUUAAACGGAACGAGAAAAACGUGUUUUGCUUGGAUUGCUGUGACGGAAUAUGCCCUCACUGCCUCCUCCGUCACCGUUCUCACCGUCUACUACAGAUAAGACGAUAUGUGUACCAUAAUGUAAUCAAGCUUGUUGAUGCUGAAAGACUUAUGGACUGUGCUCAAGUCCAAACAUAUACUAGUAACUUUGCAAAAGUGGUGUUUUUGAACAAGAGGCAUCACACAAGAUUAGGCAAAGCAGCUUCAGGCAAAUAUUGCAUCAACUGUGACAGAAACGUGCAAGAUUCGAAUCUCUUCUGCUGUAUCUCUUGCAAGCUUCAAACUAUAAUUAGAACUGGGAAGAAGGUCUCGAACUAUCUACGCAAGUGCGAUUUUCUUGCACUGUCUGAACCGGGUUUGGAAGACGGACAAAUGACACCUGACUCGGUGUUGGAACCAGCCGGUUCGAUGAGGACGGAGUCCGGCUCCAGCGGCGGCGGCGGCGCAGCCGGAUACAGCGAGUGCCGUGCACUCGCCACCACCGCGACGACGGAGGCUGUGAGAAAGAAAAGGAGCAGUUCGAAAACCGGACACCGGUCCGCGUGCAGACCGGUUUCGGGUAUUUAUAACUCGGAGACCACGCUGAACCGGAGAAAGGGUACCCCUCAAAGAUCUCCGCUUCUCUGACUUUGUUAUGUACGGAUCGGGCAGGGUUGUUGAGGGCAUUAUUGGUAAUUUUUGAACUUCUUUUAGUAGGGGUAAUUUAGGGUGAAAAUUAUUGUAGGUGUACUUCCUUUCGCAAAAAUAGGUGCUUUUUUUGAAUUGAUAGAGUUAUUAAUGGUUAACUUUUAUGUU
Erythranthe guttata (spotted monkey flower) is the source of this 1115-nucleotide messenger RNA. Its product is annotated as PLATZ transcription factor family protein. The record is from RefSeq and is a predicted model, not a curated record. NCBI's taxonomy places the organism in Eukaryota, Viridiplantae, Streptophyta, Magnoliopsida, Lamiales, Phrymaceae.